Bathycoccus prasinos is the source of this 2223-nucleotide messenger RNA. RefSeq lists its product with no specific name. The record is from RefSeq and is a predicted model, not a curated record. NCBI's taxonomy places the organism in Eukaryota, Viridiplantae, Chlorophyta, Mamiellophyceae, Mamiellales, Bathycoccaceae. The transcript has a single exon. Bases 1 to 2223 code for a protein of 740 amino acids.
AUGAAAUUCUUUUCCAAAUUCUUUUUCUCUUCUUCCUCUUUGAUAUUUUUAUUCGUCGUCGUAUUUCUCAACAACGAAGUUCACGCGAUACGACCGGAAACGAAGAACGCCAUCGACCGCUCUGGAUGUGGAAACCAUAAAACGUUUCUAAAUUCUCGCCGCACUCGACAAAUGUGGACAAACGAAGCCAUCACUGGUCCGUACGCGUUGUUACAUCGCUCGCCUCGAGAGAGUGAUUUUUUCAACCGAGUGUUGCUAAAAUGCGGGUGCAGAAAAGCAGACAAAGAGAGUGAGGAAGUUUUUCACGAAGACGACGACGAUUCAGACGACAACGAGCGAAAAGAGCAGCAUGAAGACGAAAUUUUUGAAGAAGAGGAAACUAUUUGGUGCCAAGAUUUCUUACCGGCGUGGUUCGCGUAUAUUCGAAGGUACCAAGACAUUAUGCAAGAGGAAGGGAACGCGUCCAAACAAAGUCAUCCAAUCUUAAUCGUGCGGAACGACUGGCAGAACUUGGGUUUCGGACACAUGGCAAACGUUGCCGCCGGGUGGAUGAUGUUUGGAUUGUAUUCUGGACGCGCGGUAUUUUUCGACAACGCGGAAAGUAAGUGGGAUUUUACGGAGUAUUUCGAAGGGUAUUUAGGAGAUGGCACGAACGGCGGGAUGAGUUUUAAAUGGACGGAGGAGCUGCAAGAGAAAUAUUUCCCAGGCGUGGCGUUGAGCGAGGAGACGAGUUCGACAGUGUACGAGAAGUACGAAGAAGGAAACGGAGAGGAAAUAGAUUACUUUGCGAGGUUCAAUCUGUGGCGAACGAGCGAUGCGAAUAAGUACACGAAGUGCCAAUACGGACCAGACGAAGACGUCGAUGUUGGCACGUGCUUUCACGGCGAGGAUGCGGACAAAUGCAGGUACGGCGAGUUUUUAGAAGAGCCAUGUUUGACCGAGAAAGAGAUGCGUUACGAGUGUCCAUUUGGUUCCAGAGAGGCGUUCGGUUGCCCAUCGUGUAACAAAUGCAUAAUACACGCGUUCAAGACAAAGCAUGUUAUCCUCUGGGAUUCAUCCAGCGGAUCUGGUGGUGCUCUUCCGAUUGAAAGAAGAAGCGCAGACGUGAUGACCCAAAAAAAUCUCCCGCCUGAGAUUGUCUUUUCAGACGAGUUAAGGGAAGCUUUGAUGGAAACGGCAGAGAAGAGAUUUGGAUGGACGCACGCGAAGAGUUUUGGUUCGUAUCAUCAUCAGAGUCUCGGGAGAGAGGAAGGCAUGGUUCCGUUGCAGGCAUUUGAGCAGUGUCUUCCAUGCGCGAUGAAUUUGUUGUUGCGGCCAAAGAUGGAUCUACUGGCUUGGAAGCAUUUGUUACGUUCGGAUGUUGCGUUUGCGAAUCGAUUAGUUGGCUUACGAGCGAGAACUGGAUACGCCGAAGAUAAGAUUUGUUUUCCAGAAGAUAUGCCUCCGAUGGCCGAGUGCAUAGACGAAACGUUCUUCAACGAAACGUGUUCGUCGGUAGAGUUACAAAAGUGGCACAUUCGAUUGCGGGCGACGACGUAUAAAGGUCUUCCUGGAGAAAACGAACGGAUUUUAAAGCCCUCGGAAGCGGUGGAAUUCAUAAAGAACCGCUUGGACGCUACAAUCACGCCUGAGAGGGAAUACGAGAGACUAUAUCGCCGCGGGUACUCGCUUUCAAAGCGUUCGCUCGAACGACGGGCAAAAAUGAGGAAUCCAGACGACAACUUCAUGUACGUCGUCACGGACGCGCCAGCCUUGCAAAACUGGCUCGAGAAACAGUUUCCAAGUAUGACCCGAUUUUCUCCCGGCGUCGGCGUCGAUCCUACGAAUGAUUUAAGAGAAGACCAUGCGAGCGAUGCGGACUCGCGAGCAAAGAUUGCGAUCGAUUUCAAAGUCCAAGGAUGGAUCGAUGUCAGUCUCACUCUUUCGCCGAGUCAGUACUACAGCGCCGCGGAUGUGCAAAGUUUCGAUAACUUGAGAUCAUUUGGUCAGGAUAAACCAAGCGGUCGGGUAGUUGAACCGCCUAAAGAAAUGAAGAGUAAAGAAUUAAUCGGUUUCGUAUCGCCAAAAGAGCUCUACGUGAAGAAUGUCGAGGUUUUGCGAGACAGAAUUGAAAGACGAAAAGAAAUGUGCGGCGGGGAGGACGAUGCGGGCAGUCUCGAGUUGCGAAAGUUUCUUCCUAAGAAAAGUAGCACGGAAGAUGAACGAGAAGAUGAACGUAGAUAG